Messenger RNA from Striga hermonthica, 186 nucleotides. NCBI's taxonomy places the organism in Eukaryota, Viridiplantae, Streptophyta, Magnoliopsida, Lamiales, Orobanchaceae. The record is from the annotation of a GenBank genome assembly.
GCUCUUUACUGGACAGAAGGUCAACUUGCAGAAGUCUGGAAUUUUCUUUAGCAGGAAUACUCCCUCAAAUUUGAGAGAUAGCAUCUGUAAUGUUCUUCAGAGAAUUGUUCCUCAUAGAUCAACAAUAUACCUUGGGCUACCUUUGGGUAUUGGCAGAUCGAAAAAGGAAGCUUUUGACUUCAUCUU